Molecule: messenger RNA, 2180 nt
Organism: Rhodofomes roseus
Lineage: Eukaryota; Fungi; Basidiomycota; Agaricomycetes; Polyporales; Fomitopsidaceae
Product: pyruvate kinase
Exons: 13
Coding region: 496-2088 (530 amino acids)
Biological process (GO): glycolytic process
Cellular component (GO): cytoplasm
Molecular function (GO): magnesium ion binding; potassium ion binding; pyruvate kinase activity
Source: RefSeq, a predicted model, not a curated record
GUCGCAGCCGUCUUGCCCUGACUGACACAGCAGGAUUCCAAAUUCCGCAAAUAGCGGAUGAGUUCCGAGCUAUCGAUGACUGGCUGCUGUCCACAUUUCUGAAUCACGACGCGGAUGCCCCAUCGGCGCUCGUUUCGAGCCUCAUAAAGACGAGACGAGCCAUCUUUCCACAUCCCGCCAUCUCCACCGCCUCAAAAAAUCCCUGGGACGCGUCGCCGAACGCUCCUACCCGUCUCCGCUGCGUAUAAAAACAUCGUUGAUACUUGUGAGUAGCAUCAGUGCCGCACGUCGCCGCGGACGCGAGGGACGCAUGUGGCGCACGGUGGUACGGCGCGUACGCCCGUACAGUGGCAUUUCUGCAUCGCUUUUAGCCGUCCAUCGUACCACCGCUUCCCCUCUAGCUCCGCCGCUUCCCUUUUCUUUCGUCUAUCCACCUAUAAAAAGUCUUCGCCUGCCCACUCGCACUGCUCACCAUCUCACUUAGGACCAGUAAACAUGGCCGCCGCUCCCGUCACAUCGCGUCUCCAAUGGUUCGCAGCGCAGGACACCAGGAAUGCUCCUGUGCCUACGGAGGAUACCAAGUUCCACCGUAAAACUGCCAUCAUCGCGACCAUUGGUCCCAAGGUCAACAAUGUUGAGAUGCUGGGCAAGCUCGUCCGCGCGGGCGUGAACAUUGUCCGCAUGAACUUCUCGCACGGUUCAUACGAGUACCACCAGAGCGUCAUUGACAACACCAGGAAGAUGGUCAAAGCCACUCCUGGAGUUCGCCCCAUUGCGAUUGCCCUCGACACUAAAGGUCCCGAGAUUCGUACAGGUAACAUGAGGAACGACCAGGACAUAAAAAUUCCCGCUGGCCACGAGUUUACCGUCUCUGUUGACCGCAAGUACUAUGACAUCUGCGAUGACAAAGUCCUCUUCAUGGAUUACGCGAACCUUCCGAAGGUCACGGCUCCGGGCAAGUUGAUUUACGUCGAUGAUGGUAUUCUGUCACUCCUCGUCCUUUCCAUUGACGGCACGAAUGUUCGCGUCCGUGCCAUCAACAAUGGUACCCUCUCGUCCCACAAGGGUGUCAACCUCCCCAACACCCCAGUUGACCUCCCCGCUCUGUCCGACAAGGACAAGGCGGACCUCCGCUUCGGUGUCAAGAAUGGCGUUGACAUGAUCUUCGCUUCAUUCAUCCGUCGCGCCGAGGACGUUCGCGACAUUCGUCAGGUCCUCGGGCCCGACGGCGCUAACAUCAAGAUCAUUGUCAAAAUCGAGAACCAGCAGGGUGUCGACAACUUCGACGAGAUCUUGGCGGAGACCGACGGCGUCAUGGUCGCCCGUGGUGACCUUGGUAUCGAGAUCCCUCCGAGCCAGGUCUUCCUCGCUCAGAAGAUGAUGAUUGCGAAGUGCAACAUGGCGGGCAAGCCUAUCAUUGUGGCUACACAGAUGCUCGACUCAAUGAUGAACAACCCCAGGCCGACUCGUGCUGAAGUCAGCGACGUUGCCAACGCUGUUCUGGAUGGCGCUGACUGUGUCAUGUUGUCUGGCGAGAGUGCCAAGGGUGCUUACCCCCUCGAAUCCGUACUCAUGAUGGCGGAGUGCUGCUUGCUCGCGGAGUCGAUGAUCUGCUACCCUCCUCUCUACGACGAGCUCCGUCUUACCACGCCUCGUCCUACUGAGACUACUGAGACCGUGGCCGUCUCGGCGGUCGGUGCGGCUCUCGAGCAGAGCGCCAAUGCCAUCGUCGUCCUUUCCACGAGUGGGAACACGGCUCGCCUUAUCUCCAAGUACCGUCCUAACGUCCCAAUCAUCACCGUUACCCGUAACGAGCAGACCGCCCGCCAAAUUCACCUGCACCGCGGCUGCUAUCCGUUCUGGUACCCUGAGCCCCGUGGCAUCGAGGCUCACCAAUGGCAGACGGACGUCGACAACCGCAUCCGCUUUGGCCUGCGCAAUGCACUGAAGAUGAACAUCAUCAAGCCUGGCGGUACUAUCAUCGCUGUGCAGGGCUGGAAGGGUGGCUUGGGUCACACAAACACGCUCCGUGUUCUGUCUGUGCCGACCGACCCCGUUGACCUCGAGCAGCAGCCGUUGAGCGGAUGAGUUGCUUUGUGGAUGUCGUUGUAAUUGCAAUCCUGGGGUCGAUGCCAUGUAUGAGUGCAGUAAAUAGAAGUCAAUGUAUAGAUUUUGCUGUG